AUGAAGUAUUCCUUGGCAGCAGGACUCUUAUUCGCGGGCAGCGCUUGCGCCGUAUUGGAAUUGCCGGUGGCCAAGAGAGACAAGCACACCGAUGGCAAGACUCGCGAUGUAGCUCGAGGCUUGUUCCCCCGAGCGGAUCCGGGCACAUUGGAAACGACCAUCUUCUCCGGCGUGGGCUAUGUCAGUGGUGGCUCAUACUACCUCAACAUCUCCGUCGGCACUCCUCCCCAACAACAGACCGUCCUCCUCGACACCGGCUCCUCCGACCUCUACCUCGAUGCUAGCUCCGCUCCCGCCUGCUCCUCGAACGGCCCCCACCGAUGCGAAGCUAGCACCUUCGACCCCAGCAGCAGCAGCACCUACCAGCAAAUCGAGCCCUCUCCCGCCUUCAACGCCUCCUACGGCGACGGCUCCUACGCCAUUGGUCCGUACGGGAGCGACGUGGUGUGCAUCAACGACUUGUGCAUCGACAAUGUACAAUUUGGUUUGGCUACAGAGGUCAACAGCACCGUCGGCCCCGCAAUCGGCCUGAUGGGUGUAGGCGCGACGGACAUUGAAGCCACUCGCUCCUACUAUCCCAACAUCCCAGAGGUGCUGGUCGACGCGGGCAUCAUCAACUCCCGCCUCUACUCCCUAUACCUCAACGACUAUGAUGCCGUCACCGGCUCCAUCCUUUUCGGUGGUAUCGAUACGGACAAGUACACCGGCAAAUUGACAACUAUCGACACCCUCCCCGACCCCGUCACCGGUUAUGUCGACCAGUUCAUCACCGCCAUCACUGCCCUCUCCACCAAUGUCGGCGGCCAAAAGUCGACCAUCUUUUCCGGAGGCGCGGCCGGUGCGGCGGCCUUUAAAUCCCCCACCUCCCUUCCCGUCCUCCUCGACUCUGGCAGCAGCGCCUGGAGUGUUCCCAACUCAGUGUACAAGGCGGUCGUCAGCGAAUUCACCUACAUUGACGCCAACACCGGUAUUGCGCCUUGUAGUUACGCUUACUCCGGCGACUCCGUCACCAUCACCAUCAACGGCCAAAUUGAUAUCGACGUGGACAUCAGCAACUUCUUCCUCCCCAUCUACCAACCCGGAACCAGCACACCAGUGACAUACAACAAUGGAGAGCAGGCCUGCAACUUCGAGAUUAUCCCCUCCGGCGGUACGGGUGAAGGCUUCGACACCAUGGGCGACGCCAUGAUCCGCGCAAUGUACGUCGUCUACGAUCUCGACCAAGGCCAAAUGUCCAUCGCGCAAGCGAACCUCAACAGCACCUCCUCCAACAUCAAAGAAGUGCCCGCCGGCCCCGGCGGAGUUGCCAAAGCCAUCGGCGGAAACAGCAACUCCGUGCCGACGCAAAGCUACAGCGUUGCUCCCGACGCCACAUCCACCACCUUCUCUGUGUCGACGGCCAAGUCCACUAUUGGAACCGCGACGGGCAUUGCUGCCGUACCCACCGCUGCUCGUGUCAGUGGCGAAGGGGGCAGCAGCGGCGCCGCCGGCGGCUCCAGCCCUUCGUCCAGCAGCCACCACUCCGGUGCGGAAGCUCUGAAGAUGUCUCAGACCGGGUGGAGCGGCAUGGGUGCCGUGGCUGCUGUUGCGCUCGGUACUGUUUUGGGCGCUGCUUUGAUGCUGUAA
Molecule: messenger RNA, 1626 nt
Organism: Neohortaea acidophila
Lineage: Eukaryota; Fungi; Ascomycota; Dothideomycetes; Mycosphaerellales; Teratosphaeriaceae
Product: aspartic peptidase domain-containing protein
Exons: 2
Coding region: 1-1626 (541 amino acids)
Biological process (GO): proteolysis
Molecular function (GO): aspartic-type endopeptidase activity
Source: RefSeq, a predicted model, not a curated record